Molecule: messenger RNA, 841 nt
Organism: Daphnia pulex (common water flea)
Lineage: Eukaryota; Metazoa; Arthropoda; Branchiopoda; Diplostraca; Daphniidae
Exons: 3
Coding region: 87-707 (206 amino acids)
Source: RefSeq, a predicted model, not a curated record
AAUCGAGAUCAUAAUAGUCCUUACGCUUUCUUGUGCCCUGAUUUUUACUCAAGUCAACAUAUUCCAAGCCUAAAAAUCUAAUUUGUAUGGUCUCUUUUGUCCCUUCUCGUCACGGCAGUGCCCUAUAUGGAAAUUACAAAGGAAAAAUAAACUUGUUCUCUUCAGUCUUCAACCAGAAUAACAGGUUUAAUGUAAUUCAAGGAAAUGGCCAAUACCAGCCGUACGCAUAUGACGGUUUGUAUCAAUAUCCAAAUUACGCAAUUGCUGACACGCAAUCGCCCAUGAAGUUAGUUCCGGAGAAUCGAUUCUUCUGGACCUGGACCUCGACCACAACAUCGACCACAACUUGUACCGUUUUGGCUAAUGCGCCCUGUCGCCGCAAAAGAUUUCUCAUCGACAAUUCAGAAGACAACAUCCUCGAGCCUUCUACAGUAGAAAACAGAGUAGAAGCCACUCAGAUUGCCCAGAUUGCUUCCAGGAAAUCACGUGAAACUUACUCUGAGACGGCACCUGAUUUCCAGUCGUACGAACUACAGUCCACGUUCAGCAAUCCUUACUUCUCUUCGAAUUACAUUCCGUACUUUCGCCAGCCGAUCCUAAUCGCCAAUCCCCGUUUUUUCCUCCGCAUCUCGACUUCUACCGUCUUUGAGGUUGUCACACUCAGGCCGGCAUGUAUUUCACCAAGCGGAUUUGAUCGUUGUUACUAAAGGAUUUUGUUAAUUCUGCUUGUCCCCAAUCGAUUUCAAACCGCACACAUUCUUAUUAUUUACUCGUUAGUGAAGAAUAACAUAAAGGUGAUGGUUUAUUUAAUUUAAUGGAUAUAAUUUUCAGACUAUCGAGA